Messenger RNA from Rhipicephalus sanguineus (brown dog tick), 1573 nucleotides. RefSeq lists its product as uncharacterized. The record is from RefSeq and is a predicted model, not a curated record. The transcript has 8 exons. Bases 476 to 1573 code for a protein of 365 amino acids. NCBI's taxonomy places the organism in Eukaryota, Metazoa, Arthropoda, Arachnida, Ixodida, Ixodidae.
CUUUCCGCAUUGCAUGCAUUAUGCGACGCCAGAAACGUUAAUACACGCUUACCGAGACGUCGCGACGGUGUGUCAGUCGCAGUGACGACUGGUUAGGUGCGGCUGCGUUGUGCAGUGGUGACGGAGUUCGCCUACAACGGCCGCUCUAGUGUUAUUUGUCGUUAAGUCCCAUCACUUCAAGACACCUUGGAACGAACCUGCUUCGCAGAUCGGCCACUUGAGAGGUUUCGCAUUGCGAGUAAGACAUUAGUCAUCCAGUCUAGCUCGACAGUAUUCUACUAUUGUACAGUACUGUUGUGCAGUAUUGUACUCUUGUAUGUUGUGCAGCGUCUCGACAUCAUUCUACUGUUCUACGCGACAGUAUGUUUUGUGCACGCGGCCGCCCCUCCAGGAAGUCUAUCAAGUGAUAAUACACGAGACAGGAAGUCCCUCGAAGAACAGGCCGCUGGACAGUCGAUAGAGGCUCAUUAUCGCGAUGAUAAACCUAAUAACUAAAGUGGUGCUUUUGCUUCUGGCCCACGUAAUAAUGGUGAAGGGCGCUACAAACGCAUCUAGCGGCGAUGGUGUGAUGACAGCUGCACCGCGCGCAAUGACUACUGGCGUCAACGAGGAUCACACUGACUUUGUGCAACUUCUACGUGAUGCGUUAGCUCAAGGUUUCGACAGCAUUCCGACUUCUAUGAAGGCGAAGUUGCUCGGAGCCGACGUGACAGCCAAGUGCCGAGUGGGCCUGUUGAAAACACUGCGUGGCUUUCUCAACCUCGAGCCGUGGGCUGUAAGACUUUUCGACGCGUCUGGGAAGUACCCCACGGGCGUGCUCCAAGGCGCACGUGCUGACAUUGGAGCCUUCGACGAGUGCCUCGACACAGUAGUGCACGAUGCAUACGGACAGUUACUCACCCGGGGCCAAUACUGCAACCUCGUAUUCUACGUCAAGAACAGCACAGCCAUGGAAAGCAGUAUUGAUGUUUUGUUAGAUAUCAUGCACCCGAAGUUUCUGUACUUCAGGAACUACUACAUUAUGGAGGACGUUGCCCUUGGUCGCAUAGGAAUUUGCUUCAUAGAAGAUUGUGGCCAACACGACCUACAAGCGCUCGUGGACACACUGACACCGUCAUUCCUGCGUCUUGAAGUGUCAAAUUGCGUAACAUCUUCAGCGGAACCUUGGACUGUUACGCAAAUUACGAUCACGGUUUUUCUUGGUGUUCUUCUAGUCCUCAUCAUAUUGGCUACAACGAUAGAUCAUAUCAUGAACAGCAGGAGGAAAAGCAGCAAGAGACAAGGUACGCUGCUGGAAUUCGCUGCGGCUUUCUCUGCCACUGCCAACACACGUGACUUGCUCAAAGUGGCCGACAAGGCGAACACGGACCAGCACGCUAUGCAGUUUUUUCAUGGCUUGCGCUUCUUGUGCACCACUCACAUCGUGAUCGGCCACUUCUACACGACUCUCUCCGACUCUUGGACACCUUUGCUGAACAUGUUCAUCUCUUCUGGCGAAUGGACCCACAUGAUUACCACAGCCGGAUUCAACAGUGUGGAUACAUUCUUUUUUCUCAGGUGGCUCUGUCGUUAA